GUCCCGUCCAUCACGGUCACACACGCCAUCCACCGGACUCCAGACUCUCCCUUACCCCGGGUGCUCUUCACCCCCUCCGUCUGCCCCAACCGCUGCCGGUAUUUCAUCACGAGGGACGUAGCAUAAGAGACAGGGACAGAGACGUCCCAAGAGACUCUGGGAGAAAAGGAGCAAUAGAGGGGACGAGUCUGCUGCCGAGGAAGAAAGUGUGCCCAAAAAGCGAGGUCGGCAUGGAUACGGAAGGGCAAGGUCGCACGUCGGCGACACCCACGUCUGCAACAGCGACGGAACCCAAAGAGGAGGAGGUCAAGGCUGCUGUUGUAUCGGGGGAGGUCUGCGAGAGCAUCAAGAAGGGCAUGCGGAUAAUCAGCGACAUAGAGAAGACGCGCGCGGACGGCAUGGUAUUUAAAUUUGAGCUGGAUCUUAUGUAUGCGCUGGCAGGAGAGAAGGCCACCGCACGCGCUCCGCCGGGGCUAUGCUUGGCGAAUUGUCAACGCGCUGCGUGCAACAAGACGGAGGAGCCCACGGGGCGUCCGUUUUGCUGCUGUUCCAAGUGCGGCGCCAAGUACUGCAGCCGGGAGUGUCAGGUGAGCGACUGGAAGAAGGAUCAUAAGGCCAUGUGCGGCCAGCUGAAGGAAAUGCGAGGCGGGGACGCGGGGGGUGGCCGGGCGCCGCUCGACAGAGAGGGCGUGGUGGCGAGGGUUCUCGGGCGGGUGCGGCUCUACCUGUGCCCGUUCGCGGUGUGCCACGGGGAGGCGCUCGGUAGAGGCUUCAUUUUCGUACAGACACCGAAUCCAGUGCUGGAGCUGGAGUACCUGCGACCCGUCAACAGCAACGGGCGCAGGCUUGACCGCAGCAUCAUCCUCCACUUUCUGAGCAUGGGAGAGUUCGUGGACGCCGUUCUGCAGGACGACUUUGAACUCGGGGUGAUUAGAAGUCCCCUUGAGGCCGCCGUGGAGUCUUACGACACCAAGGCCGAGAUGGUGGUGCUGUUUAGGGCCCGCUGCGGCUACAUGGCGGUCGUGGUCGUGCCGCUCGUGCCGGGGUGGGCCGUGUGCCGCCAGCUGGGGCUGGAGUACAAGGAUAAGGACGCGCUGCAGCUCAAUCUCGACGACACAGAUUGAUUAAUGGUACACAGUCGUUAUUGUCUCUUGACGCAACAAACACAAUAAAUCAGAUCGCCGGGGUAACAGGCACAUUGCGCUUGCAUGUGUAUGCAUCCGGCUUGGGUGCGCGGCGGGGGGCGGGGCACCGAGGAGGAGGUGUACACUCUGGUGUGGUGUCGAGGGCAAGCGUCCGGCCGUGGGAUUCCGACUGCCCUUAUCGGUCGACAUGCCAGAUAUCUGACGUCGUUGCACCAGCGGCGGCCGGUGACGCUCCUUUCAUUCUCCUUGUCAUCGCGAGAGCCUGGGGUUCGGGGCGGGGGAACCAGUAGCGGUGGUGCCGCUCCCUGAAAUGUUAGUAGGUAGCCCUCUUUUUUGAAGUAUCGUGGUUUGCCUUUUUCACGAGGGUAGAGGCCCGCGCGGUUCCGGUGGCGUGGUGUGUUGCCGUUGGAAGGUGUCCAGCAUCUAUUUUGUUGCGCGCAGUUUGUGUGUUGUCGUCUUUCCCAUUUGGUUGAAUGUUCUUUUCCCUCUUAUGUUUCGUGACGACGCAGGAUCUUUUUGUGCCUCCCCUUCCAACGGAGGAUAGACAGCUGUUGCAAAGAGCAAUUCCAUCGAAAAAGGGCGACCUAGUAGAUUCCUUCGACCACCACCUCCACCCCGAAGCGGUGCUCGUUAUCAGAUGUGUCCUUCCUUCGUGUUGUCGCCUGUGGCCCCCGGGGGAGAUUGUCAUGCCCACGAUUGAUUGCAUCACAUGGUCCUGGCGCAUGUUCACCGUCGCACUUGAUUGAAUUGAGAACCCAAAACGAGCACACUGCGGCGUGCCCUCCAUGGAGACUGCGUGCGAAGAGGCGGGAUUCUUCCUUUUGCCUGCUAACGCCCCCCCGUUCAUUUGAAAGAA
Molecule: messenger RNA, 2001 nt
Organism: Ectocarpus sp. CCAP 1310/34
Lineage: Eukaryota; Phaeophyceae; Ectocarpales; Ectocarpaceae
Source: the annotation of a GenBank genome assembly